Messenger RNA from Leucoraja erinaceus (little skate), 2095 nucleotides. It is a transcript of the gene sav1, whose product is annotated as salvador family WW domain containing protein 1. Gene Ontology annotation, molecular function: molecular adaptor activity; protein binding. The transcript has 4 exons. The coding region runs from base 16 to 1113 and encodes 365 amino acids. Gene Ontology annotation, biological process: hippo signaling; apoptotic process; regulation of cell population proliferation. NCBI's taxonomy places the organism in Eukaryota, Metazoa, Chordata, Chondrichthyes, Rajiformes, Rajidae. The record is from RefSeq and is a predicted model, not a curated record.
AAAGUUAUAAUUGUAAUGCUGCUCUCUGUAAUUACAGAUUUAAUACCUUCGUUUAUUCGUCACGGGCCAACUAUUCCAAGGCGGACUGAUGUUUUAGUUGAGUCGGGAACAUCUGCCUAUGCCUCGGCUGAUGUGGUUUCCCGAAACCAAAGCUUCCUGCGAGGUCCCGUCCAAAGGCCGGCACGCGAGAUCGUCCGACGUGAGAGUAACCGACCUCCGGGACCGUCCUACGUCCCACGCAACAUAUCUGAGGUGCCUCGAGAGUAUGGCGUCUCGACACAGACCUUCCUAGCUGAAGCCACCUCUGAAAACGGCGAUGCCAGCCAGCCGGCUCAAUACUACUACCCUGACCCAUAUUACGAAGAUGGGCAGAGGCGGCGGCAUUUAGCUGAGCGCUUCCGCGAUGACUAUAGAUACUACGACCACACACCUGAUCCUUUUGCGCGGAUACCACAGGGGCAAGGGAGAUUUCCAGCAGGUAUCGGGCGAGUUGCGUCGACAUCGGCGGGGAACGUGACGAGCCACGCUGCGGACGAGCUGCCGCUCCCCCUGGGCUGGUCGGCCGACUGGACCAUCCGCGGCAGGAAAUACUACAUCGACCACAACACCAACACCACGCACUGGAGCCACCCGCUGGAACGGGAGGGAUUGCCGCCUGGCUGGGAACGCGUGGAAUCACCAGAGUUUGGUGUUUACUAUGUGGAUCAUAUCAACAAACGGGCCCAGUACCGGCAUCCCUGUGCUCCCAGCGUCCCCCGGUACGAUCAGCCUCCAGCCCUCCUCCCACCCGUCACCUACCAGCCACGGCAGACCCAACGCAACCAGCUGGUGCCCGCCAACCCCUACCACACGGCAGAAAUCCCAGACUGGCUGAAGGUCUACGCCAGGGCUCCGGUCAAAUAUGAUCACAUUCUGAAGUGGGAGCUCUUCCAACUGGCAGACCUGGACACUUACCAAGGCUUGCUCAAACUGCUGUUCAUGAAGGAACUGGAAAGGAUUGUCAAGUCCUACGAGGCGUACAGACAAGCUCUCCUGACUGAGCUUGACAACCGCAAGCAGAGACAGCAGUGGUACGCACAGCAUCACAGCAAGAACUUCCCCCCAAACGCCUGACUGUGUGUGACUGUGACUUGACCUUCCUGACACUUACUGUGUUUGCGGUGAAGAUGCCAUUCGCUUGGAGAUGAUGGCCUCUACAUGUUUCUGUAUAUGUUGGACUUUCUCUCUCCCGGUUUUAGACACGUACACACUGCGGCAGGCAUCCAGGAGCGCCCGCAUAGCUUUAAACGUGGAGAGUUUGGUUAAAUAAGCUAAAGCAUCCAACACUAUAACUCCAAACGAGUACACUAACAUGUUUACAGAUGAAGCCAAACUCUCGAGGGUUUUGUGGUGAACAUUUGAUCUCAUGGCAUGGUUAUAUGCCGAUUUUAAUGGUCAUUGCCACAUUUUUAACACUACAAGUUUGACAUUACACUGUGCUCCCAUGGGCUUUUUUUCCUUCUUACUUUAGCUCCACAGAUUGCAUCCAGUGAGAACACUUUGUAGCCCGGGUGUUAUGUGGCACUUUCAUUCGGCUGGUUUAGCAGGUGGUUUAUUUAACUGACUAGACACACAUUACUUCACCAUUCUCUUGCAAGUAAAUCAGGGAAACGACGGAGGUUAUUUGAACUCUUUUUACUCACGAGCUGAAGCAUUUUUGUACAAGUUGUAACGUUUUGUACAAUUACAGACUGGUUAGCAAGUCUGAAUCUUCAUAGAUGCCAGGCUUUUCAUACAACAUUGAAACUUCACACUGUAUAUAUGGUUCAGCAUUUCAGCAGUAUAAAGAUUGCUAUUUAUUAAUUAUUUUAGUGCAAUAAUAUGUAUAAACUUGCAUAAAUUCCAAUAAACGUUAUAAAUGAUUCAAUAUUAUUCAUCGGUUCAUUCCUCGUAAUUGAGAAUUUUUCCAUCAUUUUUUUGAUUAUUAGACUUGCUUAUUGUCUUAUGCAAAACCAAGGGAAAAAAUAUAUAUUUCUGUUACUGUAAUACUUUGUGGCGAAUGGAGUUGUAAAUUCUUUUUAUUAAAAAUUGUGUUAUUCUUGCAGUUUUACUGUAA